AUAUUCAACCUUGAGUGCUUUCCAUCUAUAUAAGCAUACCCUUUAACAACCGUAUAACACUGUAUCAACAUUUGGUCAUCUUCACAGUAUAGUUUCAAGAGAGUUUUCUUGAUACAGAAAUUUAAGAGGGUGGUUGGUGCCAGUACCCAGAUUGUACAAAGAGUAACCAGAGGCUAAGGUUUGCUCCACCUUUGGCUCUAUUAUUUGCAUUAAAAGAGGACUCGCAGGCAAAUAUUUUCACUCCAUUGGCUCCUCUGCCAUUAUAACUUGGCUGGCAGCUGCUGGAUCUGGAAUUAUAAUUGGCUUAAAGAAUCGAUGGAUAGUUUGUGGUGGGAUGACUCACAAGUUCUCACAAACACUUCAUCCUUAUGGAACAAUCCACAGCAUGCAUCACCCUUGUGGAGCAAUCAAGAAAAAGAAGAAAGCUUGAUCGCCUCCAAUUCAAAUUCUUGCCUUUUCAGUGGCAAGAUGGAUCUCACAGAAGAUAUCUUCAAUCAAUUUCAAGAACUUCAAAAGCUCCAAGAGACUACAAGGAUAGUUGCAAAUACGGUUGUUGCAAAAUCAGGAGCAGAUGUAAGAUGGGGAGACACUUCAACUCUAGAAUUAUACUCUUCUCCAUCGAUCAAUAAGCCUUACGCCACAACUAAUCCUACCAUCACUGGUUUUGGCAUGAGUAAUCAAUCAAGAAUCAUCAAUGGCCUACCAAAUGAAAAGGCGGCCGGUGUUUCAACAGCUGGUGCUCUUGAGUCCCUUGAUUGCUUGCUGUCAGCGACUAAUAGCAACACCAACACAUCAGUAGAGGACGAUGGGAUUUCCAUGAUCUUCUCUGAUUGCAGAAACUUGUGGAAUUAUGGAGCUAAUAGUGCAGUUUCAUCUGGAGAGUCUGAGAACAAUACUUCCAAUGCAAGAAACAAAGAAAUGCAUUGCCGGGUGGGCAAGCUUGAUGAAACUGUUUCCCAGAGUUCGUCUGAUAAAAAAAGUUCACCAACCAAGCCUGAUUCUAUAAAGAGAAGCAACAAUCAAAGUGAGCUCAAAGUGGGUGCCAGUAACAAAUAUCCUUAUUUUGAUCUUCUCCAAAAUGAUUGUUCUACUUCAGGAGGAAGUUUUAGGCUCAUCUCAGAGAACCCACCAAAGCCAAAGAGAUUCAGAUUGGAUAAACGUCCAGGCUCAUCGAACAUCAACUUUCAGCAGCCUAGCUCAUCGGUAUCUUCUUCUAUUGAGGAGGUUGAUCCAGAAGCCAUAGCACAAAUGAAGGAGAUGAUUUACAGAGCUGCAGCUUUUAGGCCAGUGAAUUUGGGCUUGGAAGUGGUGGAGAAGCCUAAAAGGAAGAACGUUAGAAUAUCAAGUGAUCCGCAAACAGUGGCUGCCAGGCAAAGGAGGGAGAGGAUAAGCGAGAGAAUUAGGGUUUUGCAGAGGUUGGUCCCAGGAGGAAGCAAGAUGGAUACUGCAUCAAUGCUUGACGAGGCUGCAAACUACCUCAAGUUCUUAAGGUCACAAGUCAAGGCACUAGAAAAUCUUGGCCACAAGCUUGACUCAGUUAAUUGUCCACCAACAAGCGUUGCUUUCUCUUCUUUACCAUUCAAUAACCACUCCUUUUUUCCCAUGCAAACUCAUCACUUUUCACCCCAAAACCCUAAUCAUAUUGACCAUCCUCAGAGUUGAAAAGCAAAUAAAAAAAAACAAUAGAAAACCUUAAUAAUGGAUCCUUAAUCAUGAUACUUAUCAUCAUUUAUUCCAUCUCCAAUGAUUUGAUUAAGGAUCCAAAGCCCAUUUUCUAGCCUGAAAACAAGUACAAAAGCUAAUCCAAGAUCCUUACCAUAAUCUCGAUCAUCAUUAAUUACAUUCCUGUGACCCAAAGUUAAAAGCUUUCAGUAAUGAUACAUUUCCUAAUUAAUACCACCAUCAUUACAUCCGCCUUCCAAGACCACAAGGGAAAGAGUUUUGUGCAGUUGUGUUUCCUCUCCUGCUUUUGCUGCUUCCACUAUAGUAAACAGAUUGAGUGAAACUGAGGAAGAUAGAAAGAUGAUAGUGGAAAUAGUAAAAAUUGGGAUGGAAGUGGUUUAGGCAUCACUGCCUUUUCAUACAAAAAGGCAUAGCAAUUAUAACACUUAUGAUUAAGAUCAAGGGCUAGAAAGUGAUUAUCACUUUAGCUUGUUUUUUUACUAUAGUUUGUUUAAUGUAUCCAAUGUACUUAAAGCUUACUUUUCUUGGAAAUUUUUAUGAUUUUUUAAUGUAAUUUGUUAGCUAACCAAUGCAAUUGACAUUCUCUUAAGAA
Hevea brasiliensis (rubber tree) is the source of this 2275-nucleotide messenger RNA. Its product is annotated as transcription factor bHLH87. Gene Ontology annotation, biological process: regulation of DNA-templated transcription. The record is from RefSeq and is a predicted model, not a curated record. The transcript is spliced from 4 exons. Gene Ontology annotation, molecular function: DNA-binding transcription factor activity; protein dimerization activity. Lineage: Eukaryota; Viridiplantae; Streptophyta; Magnoliopsida; Malpighiales; Euphorbiaceae. Bases 316 to 1662 code for a protein of 448 amino acids.